CUCAUCCACUCACCCACCUACUCACCCUUUCACCCACUCACUCACCAAUGCACAUACACACUCACCCUCUAACUUGUGGUAGCAAGGUCGCUUUUAAAAACGAGCUUCAUAUCCAUACCUGGUUAAAACAAAAAUAUUUUAAAAUGCUUGAGUUUAGUCCGGCUAGGGAAGGAUUUUUGCGUGAAUCUGGAGGUUUUCCCUCCCGUAACUGGCAAGGUGGUGGUAGGGGGGGCGCUCUCACCUUGCUCCAUUUCCGAUCACGACCGCUGGCGACCUCGCAGAAGUCGACGUCUCCGAGAUGCAGCAGGCCGUGCGAGUGAUGCGGGCCAUCCGCAUGCGGGAGUUCGGGCCGUCCUCCGUGCUGCGCCUGCAGACGGACGUCCCCGUGCCUUCGCCCAACGACAAAGAGGUGCUGAUCCGCGUGCGUGCGUGUGGCGUCAACCCCGUGGACACGUACAUACGCACGGGCACGCACACGCGCAGGCCCGAGCUGCCCUGGACCCCGGGGGGCGACGUUGCCGGCACGGUGGAGUCUGUGGGCCGCUCCAUCUCCUCCUUCAAGGCGGGCGACCGCGUGUACACGGCGCUGGCGGAGGGUGGCUACGCGGAGUUUGUGUGCGUGGCUCACGACCGCGUCUUCACGCUGCCGGCCCAGCUGGACUUCCCGCAGGGCGCCGCGCUGGGCGUGCCGUACUUCACCGCUUACCGCGCCCUCGUGCAAAAGGCCGCGACGAGACCGGGGGAGACGGUGCUCAUCCACGGAGCGAGCGGCGGGGUCGGCAUCGCGCUGUGCCAGAUGGCGCGUGCGCUGGGCACGCGCGUGAUCGGCACGGCCGGGUCCCCCGAGGGGCUGGAGCUGGUGGCCAAACACGGGGCCCACAGCACCUUCAACCACCGCGAGGACGGAUACGUGGGCCGCAUACAGGAGCUGUGCCCGCGCGGCGUGGACGUCGUCUUUGAGAUGCUGGCCAAUGUCAACCUUCCCAGCGACCUCAAACUGCUGGGGCAGAACGGCCGAGUGGUGAUCAUCGGUUGCCGUGGCGCCGUGGAGAUGAACCCGCGUGAGACGCUGCUGCGUGAGCUGCACGUCAUGGGGGUCAGCCUCUUCAACUGCAACGCGGAGGAGCGCCAGGAGAGUGCAGCCGCGCUGCGGGCCGGCGUGGAGAGCGGCUGGCUGCGUCCCGCGGUCGGCUCUCGCAUCCCGCUGGAGGAGGCUGCACGUGCCCACGACGAGAUCAUCUCCAGCAGCCCCACGCUCGGCAAGAUGGUGCUCACCAUGUGAACGCCGCGCUCCGUUACCGGCGCUCGCUCGCAGGAACUCGCCAGAAGUCACCGCCACUCGCCGCCGAAGCUCGCCGGCGCAUGGCACUCACCGGGGGGGGCUCGCCGUGGCUCACCGUGGGGGGGGGGGGCUCGCCGUGGCUCACCCACGCGUCGUGCUCACCGGCAUUCACCGACGCUCACCGACACUCACCGUGGGGGCUCGCCGUGGCUCACCCACGCGUCGUGCUCACCGGCAUUCACCGACGCUCACCGACACUCGCCGACACUAACCAGCGUGCGGCGUACCGGACGACGCGCCGAGGCCCCCCGAGACCGCUACGUUGGGCCUGAGUGAGUGAGUACGUGAGUGAGUGAGUACGUGAGUGAGUACGUGAGUGCGUGAGUGAGUGAGUACGUGAG
Molecule: messenger RNA, 1683 nt
Organism: Petromyzon marinus (sea lamprey)
Lineage: Eukaryota; Metazoa; Chordata; Hyperoartia; Petromyzontiformes; Petromyzontidae
Product: zeta-crystallin
Cellular component (GO): cytosol
Molecular function (GO): NADPH binding; zinc ion binding; mRNA 3'-UTR binding
Source: RefSeq, a predicted model, not a curated record